CUAGCAGCUGAUCGAUAGUGGAUAUCUUGGGUGAUCGACAAUGAAGCUGAGGACCGCUUCAAGCUGCCCGGGGGAUCCACCCGACCCAUCAAAGGAUGCUCCUCUUCCUCUCCCUCGCCGCCGCCGUCCUGUCUGCGGGCCGCGCCAUGGAGAUGAACCAGACCUCCAAGCUGCUGGCGGAGAGUUUGGAGCAGUGCUCAGCCUGCGACUUCCGUGAGCACAGCAAGCAGCUGCGGCUCCAGAGCAUCCGCUCGCAGAUCCUCAGCAUCCUGCGGCUGGAGCAGGCGCCCAACAUCAGCCGGGACAUGAUCCGCCAGCUCAUCCCCAAGGCGCCGCCUCUGACGCAGCUGCUGGACCAGUACGACCCGCGGGUGGAGGACGAGGAGCACGCUACGACCGAGACCAUCAUCACCAUGGCAACGAAGCCCAAUCCCGUCCCUGCAGAGCAGCUUUCCUCCUGCUGCCUCUUCAGCCUCAGUCCCAAGAUCCAGCCUAAGAACAUCCUGAGCGCCCAGCUGUGGGUUCACCUGCGGCCGUCCCUCGCCGUCACCACCGUCUUCCUGCAGGUGUCACGCCUCCGGCCGGCCAGGGAGGAAAACGGCACGCGGGUCCGGGUCCGCUCCCUGAAGGUGGACACAGAGGCCGGAGCCGGCUCCUGGCAGAGCGUCGACAUCAAGUCCCUGCUGCAGGCUUGGCUGCGGCAGCCGGAGAGCAGCUACGGCCUGGAGAUCAACGCCUUCAGCAACAGGGGAGAAGACCUGGCCGUCACAUCAGCAGAGCCUGGAGAGGAGGGACUGCAACCGUUCAUCGAAGUGAAGAUUCUGGACAGCUCCAAGCGUUCCCGGCGAGACUCCGGACUGGACUGCGACGAGGAAUCCUCAGAGACCCGCUGCUGCCGCUACCCGCUCACCGUCGACUUCGAGGAGUUUGGCUGGGACUGGAUCAUCGCUCCCAAACGUUACCGCGCCAACUACUGCUCAGGGGAGUGCGAGUUCCUCCACCUGCAGCAGUAUCCGCACGCACACCUGGUGAACAAAGCCAACCCGCGGGGCUCCGCCGGGCCCUGCUGCACACCCACCAAGAUGUCGCCCAUCAACAUGCUUUACUUCAACCGCAAGGAGCAAAUCAUCUACGGGAAGAUCCCGUCCAUGGUGGUGGACAACUGUGGCUGUUUGUGAAGACGAAGGUUCAUUUACCUGUUUAUGAACGAAGCGUCUGAAGGAAUGGCCGUCAUCCUGAAGACCGCCAGAAACCGUUCUCCAAACAAAACACUGUAGCUUCAAUAAAAUAACAUUUAAAGCAGAUCAAAUAUUUACAACUUCUAGUUAGGGU
This is a messenger RNA of Xiphophorus couchianus (Monterrey platyfish), 1332 nucleotides long. Its product is annotated as growth/differentiation factor 8-like. Bases 96 to 1178 code for a protein of 360 amino acids. Gene Ontology annotation, cellular component: extracellular region. The record is from RefSeq and is a predicted model, not a curated record. NCBI's taxonomy places the organism in Eukaryota, Metazoa, Chordata, Actinopteri, Cyprinodontiformes, Poeciliidae. Gene Ontology annotation, molecular function: cytokine activity; growth factor activity. The transcript has 4 exons.